CUUGACAGACAAAACCAAUAUAAAAGUCUCGCGACACUGCAUGAAAAGUGAACAGAUAACACAGCUUUUGAACAAGAUAAACAUGAAGACUCUGCUUGUAAUAACCUUGUUCGCAUUCUGUAGCGGACACAGAAUUCACUUCCGUAACAACUGUAACAAGGAAGUGUGGGUAGGAAUUCUUGGAAAUACCAUACCCGAUCAAGGUGGCUUUAAGCUUUCCCAUGGACAAAGUCACAGUGCCUACUUCCCGCCUCACUGGUCCGGAAGGAUGUGGGGACGAACAGGUUGUGGCGGAUCUCGCUGUGAGACUGGAGACUGUGGUGGAGGACGACUUCACUGUAGUGGAGCUGGUGGAGUUCCCCCUGUAACUCUCGCUGAAAUCACGUUUGACGGUUCCGGAAACCAAGACUUUUACGACAUCAGUUUGGUUGACGGUUUCAAUCUACCUCUGAGCAUGCGCCCAAGAGCCGGAACAACAGAAGGGGGAUCAGGAUCAUAUUAUUGCCGUUCUGCUGGUUGCUACACAGAUGUCAACAAUAUUUGUCCAAGUGGUAUGAGGCUUUAUGGCACAGGCGGAGUUGUGGCUUGCAAGAGCGCUUGUCUCGCAUUCGGAAGACCAGAGUACUGCUGCAGUGGCACUCACAACACGCCGGAGAGGUGUCCAAAUUUCCCCUAUGCCCAAACAUUUAAGUCAGCAUGUCCUCAGGCCUACAGUUAUGCCUAUGAUGACCAUAAGAGCACAUUCACCUGUAGGGGCGCAGGAGGAAGACAGUCCGAAUACGACGUAGUAUUCUGUGGUUAAAUUAUGUGAUGUUAGUGAACUUUGUACCGAAAUAGGAUGCUUAAUCGCGUCAUAAUUAUGUUAUCUUAGGAUCGUUUUGGUCAGCUUAUGAAAACAUUAUUUUAAAUCAUGGCUUUCAAACAUUAUAUUAGGAGUUCUUUCUUGAUUAAUAAAUUUCUAUUCGUUUU
Saccostrea echinata is the source of this 969-nucleotide messenger RNA. RefSeq lists its product as uncharacterized. The coding region runs from base 41 to 802 and encodes 253 amino acids. The transcript has 3 exons. NCBI's taxonomy places the organism in Eukaryota, Metazoa, Mollusca, Bivalvia, Ostreida, Ostreidae. The record is from RefSeq and is a predicted model, not a curated record.